AUGGCUACAACAUCUCCCUGGCUGGCUCAAGGCGAAGCUAAACGCCAAUCCAUCCUCGACGCUAUCCCCGCGAAAUGGCGACUGACAGAUCCCGUUCCUCCCGCCACGGAGAUCCGCGAUGUGACUGCAAGUUAUAUCCAGCAGUAUCUGAGCGAGCGUGAGAUCGAAAUCACGGAGUCUGAUGCAGUUGACAUCGCUGCACAAACGACUACUGGUAGCUGGUCUGCCGUUGAAGUCGCAGAGGCCUUUUGUCAUCGUGCUGCGCUGGCACACCAACUAGUCAGUUGUUUGCACGAGAUAUUCUUCGACGCGGCCAUCGAAGAUGCAAAGAAGCUGGAUGCCUACUAUGCAGAGCACAAAGCUCCCAUUGGCCCGCUCCACGGUCUCCCCGUGAGUCUGAAGGAUCAAUUCCACGUCAAAGGCGUGGAGACCACCAUGGGCUAUGUCGGUUGGAUCGGUACCUUCCAAGGCAAAAAGGACGAUCCCCGUUUCCGCACAGAAGAGAGCGAGCUGGUAAGGGAGCUGCGCAAUCUCGGUGCCGUCCUUUACUGCAAGACAAGCGUGCCGGCUACGCUAAUGGCCGGUGAGACUAUCAACAACAUCAUCGGGUAUACAUGGAAUCCGAAGAAUCGCCUCCUAUCCUGCGGCGGCAGUUCAGGUGGUGAAGGAGCGUUGAUUGCUCUGCGUGGAUCGCCUGUUGGUUUUGGUACUGAUAUCGGUGGGAGUGUUCGCAUUCCUGCUGGAUUCAACUUUCUGUAUGGACUUCGUCCGUCAUCUGGACGAAUGCCGUACCAGGGCGCGGCCAACUCGAUGGAUGGACAAAGUACUGUAUUGUCUGUUAUCGGACCGCUUGCGCCUACAGCAAGGUCUUUGGCGUUGCUGUUUAAGACUGUGCUUAGCCAGCAGCCGUGGUAUCAUGAUCCACUCGUGCUCGAGCUACCCUGGCGAGAUGCCGUUGUGGAAGAAACCCGUUCCUGGAUCGAUCAGGCCAAGGCUGGAAAGUCAAGUUUGGCUUUCGGAAUCAUGCACUGGGAUGGUAUCACGCGCGUUCACCCGCCCAUUGCUCGUGGGUUGAGAAUUGUCGAACAAACCCUCAAGCGACUGGGCCAUAAAGUGAUUUCAUGGAAUCCACCAUCUCAUGCUACCGCCGGCACGUUGGGUUCUACGGCAUUCAACAUGGAUGGUGGCGCUGAUCUGAUCCAUCACUUCGGUCUAUCCGGUGAAACCAAAGCAUCCCAGGUCAUAAUCACCGACAAAGACCCACUAUCCAUGACCGAGCUCGCAGCGUUGAAUGUCGCGAAGCGCGAGUAUCAAAAGCAGUACAUGGACUACUGGAACAGCACCGCUGAACUGACAGGUACGGGCCGUCCCGUCGACGGAUUCUUCUGUCCACUUGCACCACACGCUGCGGUGAUUCCCAACGAGUACCAUUACGUGGGAUACACCUCCUUCGUCAACGUUCUGGAUUACACCAGCGUGGCCGUGCCGGUGACAUUUGCGGAUAAGAGUAUCGAUGUGGGUUCGGCAGAUGCAUCUACAGCUGAAUCGGCGGGGCAUAUUGAGUGGAAGUAUGACGCCGAUACGUACCAUGGCGCUCCGGUCGGAGUUCAAUUUGUUGGGCGGAGGCUGCAGGAGGAGAAGAUGCUGACUCUUGCUGAGUAUCUCGGUGAUGAGAUUUCUAAAGCCACGGAGACA
This is a messenger RNA of Penicillium cataractarum, 1695 nucleotides long. RefSeq names its product putative general amidase GmdA (gene gmdA). Lineage: Eukaryota; Fungi; Ascomycota; Eurotiomycetes; Eurotiales; Aspergillaceae. The transcript is spliced from 4 exons. The record is from RefSeq and is a predicted model, not a curated record. The annotation marks the transcript as partial.